Messenger RNA from Solanum tuberosum (potato), 1458 nucleotides. Its product is annotated as heparan-alpha-glucosaminide N-acetyltransferase-like. The transcript has 13 exons. The record is from RefSeq and is a predicted model, not a curated record. The coding region runs from base 1 to 1458 and encodes 485 amino acids. NCBI's taxonomy places the organism in Eukaryota, Viridiplantae, Streptophyta, Magnoliopsida, Solanales, Solanaceae.
AUGGAGGAUCCCAAGAAGUUAGAAGAAGGAUUUGGCAAUCAAAAGAAUAAUAUUAGUGAAGAAAAUAUUGAUACAAAUAGAAUUGAUAAUAAUCAAGAUUUGGCUAGCCAUGAAAAUGAGCUAAAAACAUUGAGCCAACCAUUGCAAAAAGAGGAAGAAGAACAACCAACUAUUAAGAAGGGUAAAAGGGUUGCAACAUUGGAUGCAUUUAGAGGUCUCACUAUAGUGUUGAUGAUAUUGGUAGAUGAUGCUGGAGGAGCAUAUGCACGUAUUGAUCAUUCACCAUGGAAUGGUUGCACAUUGGCUGAUUUUGUAAUGCCAUUUUUUCUCUUCAUUGUAGGGGUUGCAAUUGCUCUUGCCUUGAAGAGAGUUCCCAAGGUUAGUGCUGCAAUUAGAAAAGUAACACUAAGGACAUUGAAGCUUCUCUUUUGGGGAAUAAUUCUACAAGGAGGAUACUCACAUGCACCAUAUGAUCUAGCUUAUGGAGUGGACAUGAAAGUAAUAAGAUGGUGUGGUAUUCUACAGAGAAUAGCCUUGGUGUACUUGAUAGUGGCUUUAAUAGAGAUCUUAACUACCAAGCUGAGGCCAACAACUUUAACCCCUGGCCAUUUCUCAAUUUUCACUGCCUAUAAAUGGCAAUGGCUUGGAGGAUUCGUUGCAUUCGUUGUUUACAUGACAACAUUAUAUGGUCUUUAUGUUCCUGACUGGAAUUUUCAGGUAAAAUGUGGUAUGAGGGGGCAUUUAGGACCUGCCUGCAAUGCAGUAGGUUAUGUUGAUCGACAAGUUUGGGGUAUCAAUCAUCUGUACAAUCAACCUGUUUGGGCACGUUCCAAGGCAUGUACAUUGAGUUAUCCAGAAACAGGUCCAUUUCGCGAUGAUGCUCCUACUUGGUGUCGCGCUCCAUUUGAACCUGAAGGUUUGCUAAGUUCAAUUUCAGCUAUCAUGUCUGGAACAAUUGGCAUACAUUAUGGACAUGUCUUGAUUCAUUUUAAGGGUCAUGGUGAGAGGCUAAAACAAUGGAUCUCAAUGGGGUUUGGUUUACUUAUCAUAGCCUUUAUUCUACAUUUUUCAGACGCAAUUCCUCUAAACAAACAACUAUAUAGUUUUAGCUAUGUUUGUUUCACUGCUGGUGCUGCUGGAAUUGUAUUUUCUGGAUUCUAUAUACUGAUUGAUGUUUUGGGAAUGAGAAUCCCAUUUUUGUGGUUGGAAUGGAUUGGAAUGAAUGCAAUGUUGAUAUUUGUAAUGGGAGCACAAGGCAUCUUUGCUGGAUUUAUAAAUGGAUGGUAUUUCAAAAAUGAAGACAACAACCUUGUAAAUUGGAUUCAACAUCAUGUAUUCUUUGAUGUGUGGAAAUCACAAAGAUUGGGAACUUUAUUGUAUGUGAUAUUUGCUGAAAUUACAUUCUGGGCAGUUCUUGCUGGGAUCUUGCAUAGACUUGGUAUCUAUUGGAAACUAUAA